AUGGAUUUUGCUUCGGAAUAUUCCAAUGAACAAGACCUUGAAGCUCAAGUAAGAGCAAAUGAACCAGAGUUGAGGGCAAGAAGAUUUACUGAGAAAGGUUUAGCGUAUCAAAUCGAACUUAGAUCGCAAAAAUGCAAGGCAGUGCAGAAGAGAAUCGAAAAAUAUAUGCAUAUAACAUCGAGUCAUUAAUGUCAAACUAUGACAAUAUUUACAUCGUUGAAAAUUACUUUCAAGCGUUGAAACACACAAUUCUGGUCGAUCGGAAGACAUCGUUUAAUGACUGGAUAGGUUUGCUCGAUAGGGAAGAAGAAAAAUCGGAUGUAUUCAUAUGGUAUAAUGAUCUUACUUCACGGUAUACGAACGUUGAAGUCAAAGUUAAUGUGUGGAUCAUUCAAGCGAAACAAGGGAUCGAAGAGCAACCGUCGAGCGAAGGUCAAAUAUUUCGCGUGGUUCUCGUAAGUCAUCUACAGUGCGUCAAACAGUUCUGUUCGUUCUGCAUUGGCUAAAGAAAGAGCAAGGACAGCGGAACUUAUAGCGAGGGCGUCGAUGCUGGAUAAAAGACAAACGUUAAAGAACGAAAUGGAAAAGAUGGAACUCGAGCAAGACUUGGCAGUGGCCCAAGCCAGAGAAAAGGUGUAUGCCGACGUAGAUGAUGAAAAAGCGUCGACGACAGAGAUUUUGGAAUUGAACUUGAGUCUUGACGGAAAGACCAUACCUACUACGGUAAAUAAAGAAGCAGGUAUGGACAACUCAAAGCCAAGUGCAGUAUCUGUGAUCAACUCUGGAGUACGCCGACCCGAAUCAAACCCAACUACGACAUACAAAAUUGAACACGGCCCAAAUCGCGAAUUAUCGGGAAAUUCUAGUCCGCAGAACGUGAUACCUAAUCCAAUCGUAACGUCCAUGCAGGUCGAGUCCAAACCCCUAGAAAACGUUGGAAUGGUCGAAAUACGAAAUCGGGACGUGCUUUUGAAACAAAAUGAGUUAAUGACGGUGUUAACAAGACAACAUCAGGAAAGUUUGCUCCCAAAUCUGACGUUGACGAAAUUUUCUGGAGAUCCAAUUUAA
This is a messenger RNA of Paramuricea clavata, 1068 nucleotides long. The record is from the annotation of a GenBank genome assembly. NCBI's taxonomy places the organism in Eukaryota, Metazoa, Cnidaria, Anthozoa, Malacalcyonacea, Plexauridae.